AGUGAAGAGUGAAGUUGGAGCCACUGUUCAAAAAUUGUUUUAUCUGUGAAAAUAUUCAUAAAUUUUGAGUAAUUAUGGAUGAAACUGACAAAAAAUUUCUUGACGACGACUUGAUGGAGCUUUUUCUAACAUCUACAAAACUACAAAAGUCCCAUAGUAAACUUCUGAAAACCAGUCAAACCCAGCAUAAAGGCUUGGUAAAAAUGUCAGAAUUGCUAAAAUUAGCUGGGGAAAGUCACGAAAAACAGAAUGAAAUGCAAAAACAUACUGACAGAUUGGUAGCAAAGCAGCAGAGUGUUAUUGAUGACCUAUUCUCAGUAAAACAGGAAAACAAGCAACUUAAGGAACAAUUACAAUCACAGGAGGAAAAUUGUGUUGCUUUGCAAAAAGAGUUCGAAAUAGAAAAGGAAGAUCUGAACGAGCAGAUACGAGUGAUUAAUGAAAUUUAUGAAGAGAAAAUUACCAAAAUAAACGAUGCCAAUCUGCAAAAAGAAUUCAGAAUGAAAAACGACUGGACUGACACCCAAAGGAAAUGGGAAAUUACAAGGAAAGAAUAUGAGGAGAAACUAGAUGAUGAGAAACGAAAUAUUGCCGCUUUAAAUGCCGAGAAGAAUGACGUGAUAAAAGCUACCAUUAAGAAGUAUGAGGAACAAGUGAGAACAUUGAGGGAGUUGCUGGACAAUGCUAAACGUGAGCAUGAAGUGCUUGAAAAAAGAAAUUUCGAAAACACCAAAAUCCAUGAGAAGAAAAUGGAGGACCUUGAAAAGCAUUAUAUAAAAAUGAUGGAGGACAUAAAAAAUGAGCUAAAGCCAGCAUCUCAUGACAAUAAUGCAGAUUCAACUGCACAAACCACAAAUUCAAACUCAAACCAUACAAAUCUGGCUGGAUCUUCAAACACCUAUUCAAAUUAUGCAGGAGCUACCAACUAUUCAACCUUCACAAGUAAUUUGAACAAUCAAUCCAAUGUGAUGGGAAAUUUAAACAACCGUUCCAAUUUGGCUGGAGCUACAAACACCACCACUCUCAGUAAAGGAUUUUCAAAAUUCAACCAAGCCCCUUCCUUCAAGAAUGAGAUCAACAAUCAAGUGGGAGGAAAAAGUAACAAUAGUUGUAGAGCAGAUGAUAACAAAAUGGCGCCCAAAGUGGGACCACAAGUAGCAAAACCAGCAAUAUCAUCACACUACAGCACAAGAAGUGCUUCAGAAACAACAAAUGUGUGCACUAAAAAUUUGCCUGGACCAACAACUCCACACUUCUGCAUGCCAGAACCAGCAAACUCAUCUUACUGCACAAAAAAUGUGCCAGAUCCGACAAACUCACUCUACUGUCAACGUCAGAUCAAACCCAUCGUUACAAGCCUGUCUCAGGUCACCAAUCCCAAACCCCAAGCAAGCAAUGUGUCAUGGAGUACCAGUGGUAAAAAUGAUAUAAGUGGUACUUGUGCUGCAAAGAAAAUGAAACCAUUACAGUCUUUUCCUGAAGAUGGCAGUGGUCAUCCAUUGUAUGCUGAAAAGCAGUGUAAAGUCACAUUUGCACCAAAUCUCGUCAGCUCAGCAAAAGAGCCAGAAGCUGAGAAAAGAGUGCAGUUUCCUACUAACAAGAGGAAAUUGUAGAAUAAUUUGAGAUAAAAACAUAAUUUAGAAUAUCAUAGAUAUGAUAGUUGAUGAUUACUCAAUAUUGUAAGCCACAUAAUAUUGUAAGAGAUAUCAAGGCCAGGUUCACAAGCUCAGAAUUUAGCUAAGUUCUAGACUUAAAACAGCUGGAGUCAUAAAAUUGGCUUUCUGAGAUGGGGCCUAAUCAAUCAUAGUUUUUAUGAUAAUCUUUAUUAUCUCAUUUCUAUAAUUGGAAAAGUUUU
Nilaparvata lugens (brown planthopper) is the source of this 1855-nucleotide messenger RNA. Its product is annotated as bromodomain-containing protein DDB_G0270170-like. The record is from RefSeq and is a predicted model, not a curated record. Bases 75 to 1613 code for a protein of 512 amino acids. The transcript is spliced from 7 exons. NCBI's taxonomy places the organism in Eukaryota, Metazoa, Arthropoda, Insecta, Hemiptera, Delphacidae.